AUGCGUCCUACCGCCCUCGUACCGGCGCUCUUCUGCGCUGGGUCACUGGUACUCACGUUUCUGUGUCUCUUCGCAGGGCACAAGAGGGACUUCAUGGAGAACUAUCACCUCGUCACUCUCAACACCUCACGUAUUGGCCAAAACCUGCUGAAUUCGUCAACCGCUGGCAACCCCAACGACCCCUUCUCGGUCCUCUUCCACAACCUCACAAACGCCUUCAAUGGCGAAAUCGACGAUCUCGUGGGCGAUCUAGCAAAGGAGCUUGGCUUAGAAGACUUCUACAGCGCCCACAUCCUCGACUACUGCUACGGUUCCUACGUCCCGGGUCCCCUCGUCAACGCGACCGUAUCGCACAAGGACAUCCACAAGAACGUUACCAAAUGCAUGAACACGACUGCUGGCUACGAAUUCGACCCCACUGCCGCUUUGGAGACCAGUCUAAGAGAUAACGGCAUCAACGUCACUCUGAAAGAGCUGGACUGGCCCGACGACAUUCAAAAGGGCAUCAAGACGGUCCAUAUUCUUCAAAAAGUCGUCUUUGGCUUCUACUGCGCCGGCAUCGCCCUCACUUUCAUCGCCCUGCUGGCUGCUCUAGCCGCUAUCUUCGCCAGUGGCCGGCUUAUGGCGCUUGUCAACAUCUUGGUAUCCGCGCUCGCUUGGAUCGUUCUGGCCAUUGCGUCUGCUAUGGUCACAGUCGUGAUUGACAAGUCGAGCAAUACCGUCAAUAAGUACGGCAAACAUAUCGGCGUUGAGGCUCACCGUGGCGCCAAGUUUUUGACCAUCACGUGGGUGGCUACAGCGCUGGUGAUACUGGCUAGUAUUGCUUGGUGCUUCGAGUGUGUGAUUGGGAGCAGGAGGCGUAGGCAGUCUGCCUAUGUUGGUAAGCAGGGUUAA
Mytilinidion resinicola is the source of this 894-nucleotide messenger RNA. Its product is annotated as integral membrane protein-like protein. Bases 1 to 894 code for a protein of 297 amino acids. The transcript has 2 exons. NCBI's taxonomy places the organism in Eukaryota, Fungi, Ascomycota, Dothideomycetes, Mytilinidiales, Mytilinidiaceae. The record is from RefSeq and is a predicted model, not a curated record. Gene Ontology annotation, biological process: fungal-type cell wall organization. Gene Ontology annotation, cellular component: cell cortex of cell tip; plasma membrane.